UGGUAGAAGUUUCUCGUCACCGACCUCCUCUCCCUCUCGAUCGACUCCGACCAAAAAACGAAAGAAAAAUAAAAAGGGGAAAAAUUAUUGGAGGAGAAAAAGAGAGAUCUUUUACCAAAUUUACACUAAAAAUCAUCAGAAAAUAAUUAAAAAAGUGGAUCGUUAUGCUUCUACAGCCUCCGCUGACGUCCCACAGCUUCUCUCGAGUCCGGUUCUCCGCCGGCCGGUCACCACACCACCACCGUUACCGCCGCCUCAAACUCCUCUUCUCUCUUGGCGAUCGAUGGAAGCUCACCGAUCUCGAUCCCGAACUGGUUCAAGAGAGGUUGAGUUCUUGGCUGUUGAAGGCCCAAAACCUAAUUAACGAUGUAGCUGCGCCGCUGGUGAAACCUGGGCAAGGGAAAAUGGUUGCGAUCCAGCACGAGCUAGAGGAUAUUGCGGUCAAAGAAGAGGUUUUUAUGGCUUCUGAGCUUACCGUUGAUCGAAAGACGCCUAGUGGGUAUCUUUCCCUUGAUGCUGUAGUUGCCAUUGAGCAGUUUGGGAGGAUGAAUGGACUGACAGGGAGGAAAAUGCAGAAGAUUUUCAAAGCUCUUGCCCCUGAUUCAGUGCGGAAUGAUGCACGCAGCUUAGUGGAGUAUUGCUGCUUUAGGUAUUUGUCGAGGGAUAGCUCUGACUUCCAUCCGAGCUUGAAGGAACUUGCUUUCCAGAGACUUAUAUUCAUAACGAUGCUUGCGUGGGAGCACCCUUACAGUGAAGAUGGUGAUUUACAUGUGCCAUUGGAGAAUUCGUCGUUGCAGACGAGACUGACGAGACUAGUAGGAGAAGCGGCUUUUGUUCGAAUUGCUCCAGCUGUUGCUGGUGUGGCUGACAUAUCAACAGCACAUCAUCUUUAUAAGGCCCUUGCUGGAGGUGCACAGGGAAUUUCUUUAGGCUUGUGGACAACAUACAUUGCUGAACUUAUCAAGGUUCAUCAGGGGAGAAAGUCAUACCAGACUGGAGACAUUUUGUUGUCCGAUGAGCAAGUUCUGUGCAUAGGCUCUAGUAGAAAACGACCAGUUCUAAAAUGGGAGAAUAAUAUUGCGUGGCCUGGCAAUCUGACUUUGACGGAUAAUGCAUUAUAUUUUGAGGCAAUCAGACUGAAAGGUGAAAAGGGGCCAAUUAGAUUGGAUCUGACAAGAAAUAGUUGCCGAGUUGAGAAAGCAAAGGUCGGACCAUUCGGGUCCAAACUUUUUGACUCUGCAGUUUCUGUUUUCUCUGAUGAUGAGUCACAACCUUGGGUAUUAGAAUUUGUUGAUCUUGGUGGUGAAAUGAGACGUGAUGUUUGGCAUGCUUUCAUCAGCGAGAUUAUGUCAUUGCACAAGUUCAUAAAUGAAUAUGGACCGGAAGAUGAUGAUCCCUCAAUACAUCAUGUAUAUGGUGCUAACAGAGGAAAAAGAAAAGCUAUUAAAAGUGCAGCAAACAGUAUUGCAAGGUUACAAUCUCUUCAAUUUAUUAGAAAGCUGUCCGAGGAUCCAGCUAAAUUGGUUCAGUUCUCAUAUUUGAGGAAUGUACCCCAUGGUGAUGUUGUUCUUCAGACGCUAGCUGUGAAUUUUUGGGGUGGGCCCUUGAUGACAAAGGUAAUACAAGAUAACCAAAAACCAUCUAACUGGGUGAGGCCUACUGAAGAAGUCUCGGGAGGCAAUGUUCAUGUGUUUGAUAUUGAUGGGAGCGUGUACUUGCGAAAGUGGAUGAGAUCACAUACAUGGUCAUCUAGUUCAUCGGUCUCCUUCUGGAAGAAUUCGUUAGCAAAGCAAGGGAUUGUAUUAGCUAAAAAUCUUGUUGUUGCUGAUUUAAACCUAAUAGAAAGGGCAGCAUUAACAUGCAAAGAGAGAAGCCAGAUAGUGGAGACGACUCAAGCAACAAUUGAUGCGGCUCUGAUCAAAGGAAUUCCUAGUAAUAUUGACCUUUUCAAGGAACUCAUGCUUCCUUGCAUGGUUGUUGCGAAAAGGUUUGACAAACUUCGGCGUUGGGAAGAACCCCGCUGGACCGUAUCUUUCCUUUUGUUUGCAUAUACUGUAAUAUUUAGGAAUCUUCUAUCGUAUAUAUUCCCAAUAACUCUGAUGGUCAUGGCUAUUACCAUGCUAUUAUUGAAGGGGCUUAAAGAACAAGGUCGAUUGGGAAGAUCUUUUGGUAAAGUCACAAUACGUGAUCAACCACCUUCGAACACUAUUCAGAAGAUCAUAGCUCUUAAAGAGGCCAUGGCAGAUAUGGAAAAUUUUCUACAGAACAUAAAUGUGUCACUGCUUAAGAUACGGACAGUUGUCUUAUCGGGUCAACCUGAGAUAACAACAGAAGUUGCUCUCGUGCUACUCUCUUCUGCAAUUGUUCUCCUUGUGAUUCCUUUCAAGUAUGUUCUUGCCUUCGGCCUCCUUGACCUCUUCACCCGGGAGCUGGAGUUCCGAAAGGAUAUGGUGAUGAAGUUUAUGAGUUUUCUAAGAGAACGAUGGGCUUCAAUUCAUGCUGCCCCUGUAAUUGUGCUGCCUUAUGUGAGUGAUGAUGAAUCAGAAGGGAUUCCUCCUAAUAAAGAGAAAGUUGAUGAGUCGACACAUAAAAGUGUACAAGAAAAUGGAACUGCCCCCAACUCCUAAUUUGAAAAAGAAAUGUUUUUCUUGUAUAGAUUAAUGAAGGUGCGUUUUCCGUGUGAGCUAUAUAGGAAGUGUAUUGUAAUCUUGUAAAUAACACAAUUAUUCUUGUAAAAUGGAGGAGAUCCAUUUUUUUGGGGAACAUCUCCUUUUUCUUA
This is a messenger RNA of Asparagus officinalis (garden asparagus), 2779 nucleotides long. RefSeq lists its product as uncharacterized. The transcript has 11 exons. Lineage: Eukaryota; Viridiplantae; Streptophyta; Magnoliopsida; Asparagales; Asparagaceae. Bases 165 to 2627 code for a protein of 820 amino acids. The record is from RefSeq and is a predicted model, not a curated record.